Molecule: messenger RNA, 2069 nt
Organism: Hippocampus zosterae (dwarf seahorse)
Lineage: Eukaryota; Metazoa; Chordata; Actinopteri; Syngnathiformes; Syngnathidae
Product: Glyco_hydro_56 domain-containing protein
Exons: 8
Coding region: 468-2069 (533 amino acids)
Biological process (GO): carbohydrate metabolic process; hyaluronan catabolic process
Molecular function (GO): hyalurononglucosaminidase activity
Source: RefSeq, a predicted model, not a curated record
UAGAACAACAGUGCAAGUCAAGAGGAAGUGAGUAUCUGCAGGUAAAGAGGAAGCCAGGUGAGAUAAUCCAACAUGUCAAGUGUUUGUUUGGACAAGUGUAGCAGCAGUGGAGCAGAGGAUUAUGGGAUUACAGCCGGUGUCGAUGGUCAUGUGAACCAGUGCGGUCAUUGCUAAACUCGUUCGGCAUCUCGCAGGAAGGGAAGCUUAGCCUGGCACUGGCAUGCAUUCCUACCCACACAUCUUUCCGUGUACUUGAUCACUCCUCCGGCUGCUUCCGCUGUGUCUUUUUCCAUGUCUUCACUAAUCCAUCAGAGUACUUGGAUUUUUCGAAAGAGGAAAAUGUUUGAAAUUCAGGUGAAGACACCCUGAAACCAUGUCCAGGCUGUGAGGAGAACCCAACCUUGGCUUUGAAACAUGGUUGGCUGCUGGAGCCUGAAGGAGUGAGACGCUGACAGCGAGCAGCUCCAAUGGCAUGGAACAACCCGCCACUCAAUCAAAAGCCAAAAUGGCCGCCAUUCAAACACAGGACUAAGCUACCACUCGUUUCUUGCUCUUCAGCUGGCCUACGAGGACAGACGACAGUUCCACGGACCUUCCUUGUCUUACUGCUUGCUGGCCUCAGUACGGCUGCUCCGCCAAAACAAGCGCGCCCGCCUCUCCUGUCCGGACAGCCUUUUAUCAUUUUUUGGGGCAUCCCAGAUUCCUCCUGCACCAUGAGGCCAGAUCCUGGUUCUUUUGGGAUGGAACGUGAGGGCCGUGUGGCGGUCUUCUACGAGGACACACUGGGAAGUUACCCGUAUUUUAUCGACAAAGACACAAGGGUUAAUGGGGGUCUACCGCAGCACACGCGACUGGACAGCCAUCUUCAGAAAACUCAGAUGGACUUAGAUGCAGCUUUGCCUACGCCCAGGUACCUCGGCCUGGGGGUGCUGCACUGGGCUGAGUGGCUACCGCAGUGGUUGAGGAAUCAGGAGAAGAAGGCCAUGUAUCAAGAAGCAUCGAGGAACUUGCUGAAAACUUUCUUCCCUAACUGGACAGCAGAGGAGGUGGAGAAGUGGUCACGGGUGGACUUUGAGGCAGCAGCCCAGUCCGUCAUGAUGGAAACCCUGAGGGAGAUAAGACGGCUGCGACCCAAAGCGUUAUGGGGCGUCUCCCCCUACCCCAGCUGCUACAACGGCGAUUCUGCGUUAACCGCGUUAGCCAAUUACAGCGGCCAGUGCCCCCCUGCCGAAAAGGCCCUCAACGACGAGCUGCUGUGGCUGUGGAAGCGAUGCUCUGCCCUAUACCCUCUUCUCACCCUUGAAAAGCUACAGGGCGGAACGUCCGGAGGGAAGCUUUAUUUGUCCAGUCAAAUCCAGGAGGCGCUACGAGUUUCCUCUUUGGCCGGAGUGUCGUUCGACCUUCCUGUGUUUCCACUGGUCAACAGCGUGUACGCCUCGACCAACACUUUCCUUUCUCAGGCAGACCUGGUCAACAGCAUUGGUGAGAGCGCUGCCAUGGGAACAGCCGGGGUGGUCAUCUGGCAGAGAAGCGAGACCAGGACAGAGAGAGAAUGUCAGGACCUGGGAGAGUUUGUCCGCAAGGUCUUGGGACCAUACUCCAUGAAUGUAACCACGGCAACCGGGAUCUGCUCAGCCUCCCUCUGCGAGGGAAAAGGCAGAUGCGUACGUCAGAAUCCAGACAGCUCCGCCUACCUCCACCUUCCGCCACCCGCUGACGUGAUGGAGAAGGCAGACGCAGCCAAAGCCACAGACAAGCCCGAUCCAGACGUUAAGGCAGCUGAACCGGACCCAGCUGAGAUGUGGAAGAAAGACUUCCAAUGUCAGUGGUACAAGACUUCAGAUCGAGACGUCUCAGAUCAGCAGUCCCCCAAAGACGGAAUCUCUGUGGAUGGGACGCUUGAGCAAAUUUCCGGAGAGCUAGCAGGGACUUCUGCGACCUUGACAACAGAUUCCAUAACAAAGGGUGCCUCGACGAUGGAGCCGAGUGGAAGCACGUCGGCCCCACUGGCUUCGCACCGUUGCACCGUUUUGUUAAUGCUGGUGACUGCGCGUCUGUGUGUGAACUGA